Messenger RNA from Lucilia cuprina (Australian sheep blowfly), 655 nucleotides. RefSeq lists its product as uncharacterized. The transcript is spliced from 4 exons. Bases 59 to 559 code for a protein of 166 amino acids. Lineage: Eukaryota; Metazoa; Arthropoda; Insecta; Diptera; Calliphoridae. The record is from RefSeq and is a predicted model, not a curated record.
CUAAAGCUCAUACAUAGAUUUAUAAAUUAAAAAAUUCUUUUUUUUAAUAUUUUACAUCAUGAAAAUGGACAGUCACUCGAAAAAUGUUUAUAUCAUCGGCAUUCUAUAUAUAAUCGGUUGCCUAUUAUUUUCCUUUGAACCGCUAACGAAAGCUAUUGGAUUGACAAUUUUUGAGGAUUAUGAAUAUGAAACUACUAGCGCUGUACCUAUUUUUUGGACCCGGGUGGCAUUUUAUGCUAUAUUGGGAAUUUUAGCUGGUAUAAUGGUUGUUGGUGUGGUCAAGCAACGUCAUUUACUAGUGGCUCCGUUUUUAAUAGCUACCUGUAUUAAUUUGAUCGGCUUAAUAAUUUGGGUUUUCUUGGCGGAGUUUGUAGGAAUAUUUAAUGAUUUUUAUAAUUCUUUGUACACUUUGGGCGUACAUAUUCUAAUUAUCUAUCCCAUUUACACUUUGUUUGUAAAAUUACGCGCCAAAUCGCUCAAAGAAAAAUCGCUAGCGGAGCCAUAUUGUCAGCAAGAUAAGAAAAGUGUGGAGGUAUUGACGCAAAAAUUGUGUGUUUAAAACGAAUAUUAUAAAAAUUAUUAGUAAUGAGUUGUAGUUUUCUAUUAAGUAAACGAUUUUAAAAUAAAAUAAAAAUAAGUAUUUUAAUAUAAAAAA